Lathyrus sativus (Indian pea) is the source of this 537-nucleotide messenger RNA. NCBI's taxonomy places the organism in Eukaryota, Viridiplantae, Streptophyta, Magnoliopsida, Fabales, Fabaceae. The record is from the annotation of a GenBank genome assembly.
AUGGUAGGAGAAUUGACAGCAACAAAACCAAGUCGAAGCGACGAGGUUUUAGAUACCGAAGAACAAAUCAGAAUCACAAAUCAAAUCAAAGCUCAAUUCGACGCUUUAACUCCUAAACGACCCAUCAAACCCAACCGAAGCGAACCCGAACCACAAAACACCGUCAGCUCCACCACUCUCUCUUCGCAGAAUAUACCGGAGCUUGAAAAACUUCAAUCUCUUCAAUCUAACUCGCAGGUUUUUCCUUCUUCGCAUGGAGUAGUGGAUGGCCAAGAUGAAUUUGUGGAAACUCAUUAUUACAAGGAGUUGUUGUCGAUUGAUAAACAGCAUCACGCGACAGGAAGUGGGUUUAUAAAAGUGGUUAGAGAAGAUGAAAGUGGAUAUGAGAUUCAGUUACCUGUAAACCAUGUUGUUGUCGGUGAAACACAAAUUAAAGGGUAUAAAAGUAACCCUGCCACAAAUGACUGGGUUCCCAACCUUGAUCAACAUAAUCAGGAUUUCAUGUCGUCGAAGCCGAACAGGAGCGAGAGCACCUAG